Messenger RNA from Phasianus colchicus (ring-necked pheasant), 765 nucleotides. Lineage: Eukaryota; Metazoa; Chordata; Aves; Galliformes; Phasianidae. The record is from RefSeq and is a predicted model, not a curated record.
GGGGGGUUUCCCAUCCCCAUAGGGGGAAGUUCACUGCUCAGCACUUCCUGGUUUGCAGCUGUGCGCUGUGCCACCCCCCCCUCCACCCACCUUCCCUCGUGCCUCAGUUUCCCCACCACCUGCAGCACUGCUUUGGGGGGGGGGGGGGUUGUAUCCUAAAUAGCGCCCAGUGCUGGGGGGGCUGAACCAUCUCGGGGGGGUCCCACAGUGCCCCCAUGCCUCAGUUUCCCUAUGUGCUGGAGGGAGGGGGGGGGAAGGUGUGCAUCCCCAAAUAGCACCCGGUGCCAGAGCUUAGCCAACCCCAGAACAGUUCCUGGGGUCUGGGGGGCGGGGGGGCGUUGGGGUGACAGUUCCCCCCUUUCCCCCCCCCCCCAGGGCGAGAAAAACCACGGCUUUGAUGUGCUGUACCACAACAUGAAGCACGGGCAGACCUCCACCAAGGAGCUGGCAGACUUUGUGCGCGAGAGGGCUGCCAUCGAGGAGAGCUACGCCAAAGCCAUGGUGAAGCUGUCGAAGAUGGCCACCAAUGGCACUCAGCUGGGGACCUUUGCCCCGCUCUGGGAGGUGUUCCGUGUCUCCUCUGACAAACUGGCUCUGUGUCACCUGGAGUUGGUGAGAAAACUGCAGGAGCUGCUCCGGGAGCUGUCGCGCUAUGGGGAGGAGCAGGGCCGGGCACACAAGAAGGUAUUGGACCCCCCCCUCCUCCAUCCCGCCCCCCCCCUUGCAGCCACGCACUGCCACACAGCCCCUGUCCCACACCUCCCU